AUGUCCCAUCUGGGUCUGGAGGAAAGUGAAAACCUUCUCGAGGAUGAGACAAUAGAGGAGGAAGAUAAACCAAGAAUCCCUGAAGUAACUAAACGAAGGCCAACUCUGCAGAAUGUCACAAAUGACAUACAGAACCUGAGAAAAGAAAAAAAUGAAGUUAAGAAGAGGAAGCCUGAUAUUCCUCUGGAUGAGUUAGUCCAAACCUGCACGAAUGUAGGAAAAACACUAAAUAAGUUUUUGAAUAAUCCAAGUUCUGAUGGGAAUUUAGAAUCAGACUCUGAUAACAAAUCUGAUGAGGAUAAUCAAUCAAGUAACGAAGUUGAAGUAGAAGAUGAUAUUGAAUCAGACGAUGACGAUGAGAUGAUUGAACCGUCACAACGAUUACCAUCUUCAACAAUAGCUUUACCAUCUUCAACAAUAGCUUUACCAUCAACAAAAUCAGACUCUGAUAACAAAUCUGAUGAGGAUAAUCAAUCAAGUAACGAAGUUGAAGUAGAAGAUGAUAUUGAAUCAGACGAUGACGAUGAGAUGAUUGAACCGUCACAACGAUUACCAUCUUCAACAAUAGCUUUACCAUCUUCAACAAUAGCUUUACCAUCAACAAGAACUUCCCAAUCUGAUGCUGAUAUUGGGGAUAGUCGUCCAGCUGUUAGUGUCAGUAUUUCCGAAGAAAACUUGACAUCUGCUGAAGAAACUGAAGAACAAAAUCCUACACCUAGAAAAAAAAAAUCAUACAAACAGAAAUAUAAAGCCAAAUGGACAUCAGACGAGGACUUCUCAUAUUGGCUGGAAAAAACUCCACAAAAUCAAGCCAAAUGUAAAGUAUGCAAUAAAAUUUUGGCUGGUGGUAUCACCCACAUACGGCGGCACUCAAAGACUGCAACACAUUCCAGAUUAGUUCAGGCUAGCCGAAAGACUCCAAGUAUUUCGAAAUCGUUUGAGUGUGACAAAGUUAAACAAUUCAAUGACAAAGUCAGAGAGGGGGAAAUUAAAUUGAUUUUGUUUUUGGCAGAACAUAAUUUGCCAUUUUUACUGCUGGAUCACCUUUCGAAAUUAUUGCCUUCUAUAUGCACAGACUCUGAAAUUGCAAAGUCUGUGCAUCUUAGUAGAUUCAAAGGCACAGCCCUAUGUACCAACCUAAUUGGUCCUCAUAAUUCAGAAAUACUUUCUAAGGAUCUGAAACGAAAUUAUUUUUCCCUCAUAAUUGAUGAAACCACAGAUAUUGGGUCAAAAAAAAGUUUAGCAGUUGUAGCAAGAUAUUUCAAGGAAGAUGCAGGUGGAACUCAAGAUAGAUUUCUUGCCCUACUUGAGGUAGCUGACGGAACUGCUAAAGGAUUAUACAAUGCCAUAAAAAACCUUCUGACUGAACUUGAUAUCCCUCAAAAAAAUAUGCUUGGAUUUGCUGCAGAUAAUGCAAAUGUAAUGAUGGGCAACAAAACUGGGAUUCAAGCCCUAUUCAAAGAAGAACAACAAAAUAUGUUCAUUUUAGGUUGUGUGUGCCACUCAUUUCAUCUUGCAUCAUCUGCAGCUUGUUAAUCAGACUCUGAUAACAAAUCUGAUGAGGAUAAUCAAUCAAGUAACGAAGUUGAAGUAGAAGAUGAUAUUGAAUCAGACGAUGACGAUGAGAUGAUUGAACCGUCACAACGAUUACCAUCUUCAACAAUAGCUUUACCAUCUUCAACAAUAGCUUUACCAUCAACAAUUGUUUCAACUUCAAUUAAUAUGGCGACAGCAAAUGAAUGCAUCGGUAUAACUUCAGACGAAGUUAUAACUGCAGGUAUAACUUCGGCUGAAGUUAUACCUAUGAAUGAAUCAACAUCAAUUACAACAUCAACUCCAACUGAAAUUAUAGCUCCAAUUGAUAAUGAAAUAAUCGUGAGAUCAACUGGAGUUGUAGCUCCAAUUGAAGUUGGAAUUGAAAAUUCAACUACAAUUACAUCUGAAGGUACAGCUGUUGAAGAUUUUGAUUGA
Molecule: messenger RNA, 1971 nt
Organism: Phaedon cochleariae (mustard beetle)
Lineage: Eukaryota; Metazoa; Arthropoda; Insecta; Coleoptera; Chrysomelidae
Source: the annotation of a GenBank genome assembly